AUGAACCAGCACCUGGAUCAACGCAACCCAGGUGAUAAUUACAAUAACAAUACAAACAACAGUAGUACUACUCCUACUACUACAACUGCUACUGCUGAUAAUCAACAACAACAACAACAACAACAAUCAAGUCCUUUACCAUAUUCUAGUACAGUUGUAGCUGCAGGAAUAACAAGAAUGGAGAUUGAAGAAAAGAGUGGUGGCCACCAUACACAAAGACCACCACCACAAGGUAGUCCCUUACAACAACAACAUCAACAUCAUACAGGCAUUUCAAACACAUAUAAUAAUAAUAAUACUAAUAGAAUAGAUGAAGAAUAUAUUGAUGACCAUCACCAUCAUCAUCAUCAUCACCAACAACAACAUCAUCAUCACCAUGAUCAACAACAACAUCAACAUCAUCAACAACAACAACAACAACAACAACAACAACAACAACAACAACAACAACAGGGAAGUUUACCACUUUCUAGUACAGUUGUAGAUAGAUUAACAAGAAUGGAUAUCGAAGAAAAGAGUAGUGACAAUAGUGAAAGCUUACAUUCAAUCAAAUACCAACCAACCAUGUUUAAUAUUCCAGCAAGUAGUAUUAAUAGCAUUGGUAAUUUGGUCAAUCCAAUGGGAGGAUCAAGUUCCGAUGGUCUUAUACACCCCUUUAAGACGAUGCACACAUCUUUCUCAUCAAACUCAUCGUCUUCUUCGUCGUCAUCGUCAUCAUCUUCCUCGCAUCCAUCUUUUAUAUCAUAUAAUUCCACCACCUCGCCAAUUGGUAAUCAUCCUUCAACCCAAUUACCAUCCUUUUCAACUAUAGACUCUACAAAUAAGCCCUCUGCCACCCAUGUCCUAUCGCCUUUGUCGACAACAUCACCUACAUCUACUACUUCUACAACAACCUUUCAAAUGCAACCACAUCAUCACCAUCACCAAAGCCAUCCUACCCACUAUCAACAACAAAAACAACAACAACAACAAGCACCAGAAGUAAAUACAUUUUAUUUACCUCCACCCGAUGACGUUGAAAAUAGAUUAAAAGAAUUUAAAGUGGUCCGGGUGAUUGGAACAGGAACAUUUGGUAGGGUGUAUCUUGUACAGAAUCAAAUCGAUCACACCUUUUAUGCUAUGAAAUGUUUAAACAAAUCAGAUGUAGUUAAACUAAAGCAGGUAGAACAUUUAAAUUCGGAAAAAUCUAUUCUUGCUUCUAUUCAUCAUCCAUUUAUUGUAAAUUUAUAUCAAUCAUUCCAAGAUGAAAAGAAAAUCUAUUUGUUGUUUGAAUAUGUUGCAGGAGGAGAGGUAUUUACACAUUUGAGAAGAGCAAACAAAUUCCCAAAUGCGAUGGCCAAAUUUUAUGCUGCCGAAAUUGUAUUGGCAUUGGAGUAUCUCCACAAGCAUAAUAUUGUAUAUAGAGAUUUAAAGCCAGAAAACCUUUUACUAGACAACCAAGGACACAUUAAAAUUACAGAUUUUGGUUUCGCCAAAAAAGUUGAAGAUAGAACAUUUACACUUUGUGGAACUCCCGAAUAUUUGGCACCUGAAAUCAUCCAAUCUAAAGGUCAUGGAAAGGCUGUAGAUUGGUGGGCUCUUGGUAUUUUAAUUUUUGAAAUGUUGGCUGGAUACCCACCAUUUUAUGAUGAUGAUACAUUUGCCAUUUAUGACAAGAUUUUGGCAGCAAGAAUAACUUUUCCACAACACUUUGAUCUUGAUGCCAAGGAUCUGGUAAAGAGGCUUUUAACCAGUGAUAGAACUCGUAGAUUGGGUGCUUUAAAGGAUGGAGUACAAGAUGUAAAGAAUCACAAGUGGUUUGUUGAUAUCGAUUGGGACAAGCUAAUCCAAAGAAAAGUAUUGGCUCCUUUUGUACCAAGCAUUCAAUUCCAAGGAGAUUCUUCAAACUUUGAAAAGUAUGACGAAGAACCUAUGCGUGAAGAAAUAUCACCAAACUUUGUUGAUCCAUUUGCUCAAUUAUUCAAAGAUUUUUAA
Molecule: messenger RNA, 1974 nt
Organism: Cavenderia fasciculata
Lineage: Eukaryota; Evosea; Eumycetozoa; Acytosteliales; Cavenderiaceae
Gene: pkaC
Product: cAMP-dependent protein kinase
Exons: 3
Coding region: 1-1974 (657 amino acids)
Biological process (GO): peptidyl-serine phosphorylation; signal transduction
Cellular component (GO): cAMP-dependent protein kinase complex
Molecular function (GO): ATP binding; cAMP-dependent protein kinase activity
Source: RefSeq, a predicted model, not a curated record